UUCUUCGACUCGGAGACAAGUUCAAACAAGUGGAAAAAUGGCUGCCUCUGCAACUGCUCUAUCUUCUUUUUCUUCGCUCUCUAUCCGUACAGCUCUGUCGACCUCUCACUUCAAACUAUCCCCUGAACCCCUUCUACCCACCAAUUUCUGUUGCUUAUACAGCAAAAUUAAGAGACCCAAAACCCCACCAACAUUUUGCCUCUCAUUCCUCCCCAAACCCAGCAAAUUCAAGCCCUCACAAGCUAAAUCCAGCGACAUCGACACCACCUUCUUCGACGAAUUUAACCCAGAAGAGGAAAUUCCCUUCGAACCUGUCGAGCCUCCCGAAGGCUACGUACCUCCACCGGCCUUCGACGAGGGUGUUCCUGAAACCGAAGAUGAAAUCGCCGCUGCCUAUGAGGAGAUGUAUGGACCCGCCUACAGUGGCGUUAGUGUGCUCGGUAACGACAUCUAUGUCAUGGACUCCAAGAUAAAGAAGGCUACUGGGUUUGGGUCGAAGACGAAGAAGGAGAAGAUCAGGGAUGGGCUAGAGGAAAGAGUGGUUCAGGUGAGGAGAGUGACUAAGGUGGUCAAGGGUGGGAAGCAAUUGCAUUUCAGGGCUAUUGUGGUGGUGGGCGAUAAGCAGGGUCAGGUUGGGGUUGGUGUUGGCAAAGCUAAGGAGGUUAUUGGGGCGGUUCAAAAGUCCGCUACCAAUGCCAGGAGGAAUUUAAUCACCGUGCCCAUGACCAAGUACAAGACGUUCCCUCACAGGUCCGAUGGAGAUUAUGGAGCAGCAAAGGUGAUGCUAAGACCUGCUUCACCAGGUACUGGAGUGAUUGCUGGAGGUGCAGUUAGGAUUGUUUUAGAAAUGGCAGGCGUCGAGAAUGCUUUGGGUAAGCAAAUAAGGAGUAAAAAUGCCCUUAACAAUGCAAGAGCAACUGUUGUUGCAGUACAGAAGAUGAAACAGUUUAGUGAAGUUGCUCGUGAGCGUGGAAUCCCCAUGGAAGAACUCUGGAAGUGAAGCAACUGGUGGAAAUCACUUUUUUAGUUAGAUUUGAUUCCUGAACCAUUUUCUGUGAACUUCUUUUACUGGCAAGGACUUUGUAAUUUGUUUUCGCUAAUGAAUUUGUAAUCUUUCUCUUGAGAAAAGCUAAUGAAAGAUUUGGAUAUCAAA
This is a messenger RNA of Telopea speciosissima, 1153 nucleotides long. RefSeq names its product 30S ribosomal protein S5, chloroplastic-like. The record is from RefSeq and is a predicted model, not a curated record. The transcript is spliced from 2 exons. Bases 38 to 1000 code for a protein of 320 amino acids. Lineage: Eukaryota; Viridiplantae; Streptophyta; Magnoliopsida; Proteales; Proteaceae. Gene Ontology annotation, biological process: translation. Gene Ontology annotation, cellular component: mitochondrial small ribosomal subunit; ribosome. Gene Ontology annotation, molecular function: RNA binding; structural constituent of ribosome.